AUGGUAGCUGUUAUUAAUCAAUCUUUCGUUGAGCUAUUAUUCUUAAUUGUGGCAUUUCUAGGAGGUAUAUCAUGCCUUUGUCGCCCAGAUUAUAAUUUACCAUUAUUUACCUUUGUAUGGUGGAGCUAUUUUAAUUUACCUGAAUUCCGAAAGAAUCAGCAUCAAAGAUAUAUUCGAAGGUUUAUCUUAUUAUCUUGUAUCCAGGAUAUAAUUUAUAUUAUUUAUUGGACUCCUUUAUGGUUUUCAUUUCAAUGGAAAACAAAUGAACCUUCUACAUUUUCUUGUCAUAUACUAGUUACAAUAUCUAGUAUAAUAAAUGUAUUACUUAAAGUUACAAUACUCUUCAUACUGCGGGGAGGAUCAGGAUCUAGUAUAGUAACUGUAACGAACAUAUUAUAA
Cryptosporidium muris RN66 is the source of this 399-nucleotide messenger RNA. RefSeq lists its product as uncharacterized. The transcript has a single exon. NCBI's taxonomy places the organism in Eukaryota, Apicomplexa, Conoidasida, Eucoccidiorida, Cryptosporidiidae. Bases 1 to 399 code for a protein of 132 amino acids. The record is from RefSeq and is a predicted model, not a curated record.